Molecule: messenger RNA, 1020 nt
Organism: Synchiropus splendidus (mandarinfish)
Lineage: Eukaryota; Metazoa; Chordata; Actinopteri; Syngnathiformes; Callionymidae
Product: recoverin-like
Exons: 4
Coding region: 168-746 (192 amino acids)
Molecular function (GO): calcium ion binding
Source: RefSeq, a predicted model, not a curated record
CCUUAAUAGACUUAUCGCAGCAGAAGGAGGUGCAGUCCAGCUGACCCGGGGCUGAGCAUCGCGUCUGUCCAGCACCCGCUCAUCCAGUUUCCACUGAGGACUUGGCCUCCAACACUUCCACAGGCACCAAAGCGAAACAGCAGAGGAAGCUCGAGAAGUAAACAAGCAUGGGUAACGCCAAGAGUGGAGCCAUGUCCAAGCAGAUCCUGGAGGACCUGAAGCUCAACACCAAGUUCACGGAGACAGAGCUGGUGCAGUGGUACGAGAACUUCCAGAGACAGUGUCCCACGGGUCAGAUCUCUCAGGAGGAGUUUCAGACCAUCUACGCCAAGUUCUUCCCGGAGAGCGACGCCAACACCUACGCUCAGCACGCCUUCCGCUCCUUCGACACCAACGAAGACGGCACUCUGGACUUCAAGGAGUACAUCGUGGCCCUGCACAUGACCUCCACCGGCACGGCCACCAGGAAGCUGGAGUGGGCCUUCGCCUUGUUCGAUGUGGACAAGAACGGCUACAUCACCAAGUCGGAGGUCAAGGAGAUCUGCACGGCCAUCUUCAAGCUGAUCCCCAAACACGAGAUCCCCCGCCUGCCGCCGGACGAGAACACGGCGGAGAAACGAGCCGACAAACUCUGGAAGUUCUUCGAGAAGGAAAAUAACGAGCGAGUGACCGAGAGCCAGUUCAUCAAGGGGGUUCUGGAGAACGAAGCGGCUCUGGGACUGAUUCAGUACCGAGCCGCCCAGUAGAAGCGCGAGCUGCGUCGCCCUCCUGUGUUCGUGCGCAGAAGUCCCAGAGUAGAGCCCUGUUGGUCCUGAAAUAAAGUAAUGAACACACUCUGGUGUGGCGUUGUGUGUGUGUGUGUGUGUGGGAGCGAGUGUUGCACAUGAGAGAGAGUGAGGGUUGUGUUACUGUCUUCAUCACUAGUGUGUGUACUUAACUGUCUGUUCAUGUGUUUUUGCACCUCAAAUCCUAAUUUGUUAAAAAGCUUCAUUAAACAUAUGAGUGUAUCAGCUCCACUCA